AUGACGAUGGAGGAGACCAAAAAUGCCGGUAACGGUGCUGAAGACCCUGAUACAAAAGGUUUUGUGCCUAGGAUUUCUUCCACGAGUGAAUCUUCCUUGGAAGAUCCGCGCGGGCAAGUGAAGAAAAUCGAAUGUACAUUUGGGUCGACCGACGAUCCGCGGUAUUCCAAGCCGAUCCCGGAGUAUGAGGGUGCUCAUCGCUGGGACCCAGGUUUUGACUGGACAGAAGAAGAAGAAAAGGCCAUUGUACGAAAGAUUGACUGGCGUGUUUGUACAUUCGCAUGUAUGACUUUCUUUGCACUGCAGCUCGAUCGAGGAAACGUCGUGCAGGCUACUUCAGAUAACAUGCUGGGCGAUCUGGGCAUGAACACCAACGAUUACAAUACGGGCCAAACGAUCUUUCUCGUCAUGUUCCUGGUCGCUGAGCUUCCGUCCCAGCUCUUGUCCAAGUGGUUUGGACCCGAUCGGUGGAUUCCGGUGCAGAUGGUUACCUGGAGUUUGAUCGCUGCGUGUCAGGCAUUUGUCAAGACUAAAGGAACUUAUUUCACUACUAGAGCUCUAUUGGGGCUUCUCGAGGGUGGAUUCAUCCCUGACACCAUCUUAUACCUCUCUUUCUGGUAUAAGUCAAACGAACUCCCAAUUCGACUGGGUUUCUUUUGGUUUGCCUACGAAUUCACCCAAGUGGUAAGCGCCUUCCUGGCUUUCGGAUUCCUUCACAUUCGCAACUCCGAUGGCACUGGAGGCUGGCGAUACUUGUUCGCUUUCGAGGGACUGAUUACUGGUGUCAUCGGUAUCAUUGCCGCUUUCUGGAUGGCGCCGUCUCCAACCCAAACAGCCGGUCGCUUCCGUGGUAAGAAUGGCUGGUUCAAUGAACACGAAGAAAAGAUCAUGGUCAAUCGCGUGCUCCGCGACGACCCUAGCAAAGGUGGCAUGCAUAACCGCCAACCGGUCACACCCAAGCUCCUCUGGCAAGCACUGAAGGACUACGAUAUGUGGGUGAUCUACAUACUCGGCUUGUCCUGGAUGAUUCCCAGCAUCCCCGCCGCAACUUACCUGAGUCUGGAACUGAAGUCGCUCGGAUUCAGCACCUUCAACACCAAUCUGCUCAGUAUCCCAGCUUAUGUGAUCUUCAUGAUUAACUUGUUAUCUUGGACUUGGAUCUCCGAGAAGUUUCAGAUUCGUUUCUUGCUCGGCGUUGGUGCUGAGGCAUGGUCUCUCAUUCUUCUGAUCGCCCUUGAAUGCCUUCCAAAUGGAGCUAACGCAUGGGUGCGCUGGGUUUUACUCAUCUUGCUCAUUGGCAUGCCGUAUGUUCAUGCAAUUCUGGUGGCUAUCACGUCCCGUAAUGCAGGAACCGUUCGGACGCGCACUGUUGCGACAGCCUUGUAUAACAUGGCCGUGCAAGUGAGCAAUAUCAUUGCAAGCAACAUUUACCGAACCCCCGAUAAACCAUAUUAUCGCACCGGUAACAAGGUUCUGAUUGGAAUUACCGUGUGGAGCAUGUUUAUGUUCAUUGUGUGCAAGUUUUAUUACGUCUGGCGAAACAAGCAGAACGCUGCGGUUUGGGACAACAUGAGCAACGAGGAGCGGGAGAGAUACGUCGUCGAGAACAAAGACCUCGGUAACAAGAGAGUCGAUUUCCGCUUCUUACAUUAG
Penicillium maclennaniae is the source of this 1653-nucleotide messenger RNA. Its product is annotated as putative transporter. Gene Ontology annotation, molecular function: sulfate transmembrane transporter activity. The transcript is spliced from 5 exons. NCBI's taxonomy places the organism in Eukaryota, Fungi, Ascomycota, Eurotiomycetes, Eurotiales, Aspergillaceae. Gene Ontology annotation, cellular component: membrane. Gene Ontology annotation, biological process: transmembrane transport. The record is from RefSeq and is a predicted model, not a curated record. The coding region runs from base 1 to 1653 and encodes 550 amino acids.